AAGGUCUGAUAUAAACUCUGUACCUUUAGAGUGGUUGUGUUUUCGGCAGCGGACGACGACGGCACGAGCUUCACCGAAGAGCGAAAAUGGUGAACAUUCCCAAGACUAAGAAGACUUACUGCAAGAACAAGGAAUGCAAGAAGCAUACCUUGCACAAGGUGACCCAGUACAAGAAGGGUAAAGACAGUCUUGCUGCCCAGGGAAAACGUCGUUAUGACCGUAAACAAUCUGGUUAUGGUGGUCAGACCAAGCCCGUCUUCCACAAGAAGGCUAAGACAACCAAGAAGAUUGUCCUGAGGCUCCAAUGCCAAACAUGCAAGCAUUUCUCUCAGCACUCGAUUAAGAGGUGCAAGCACUUCGAGAUUGGUGGAGACAAGAAGGGAAAAGGAACAUCUCUCUUUUAAGUUGUUUUUAUUUCUACUUUUCCUUUUUGUAUGGUACUGUCUUGCUUCGAUACUCAAAAUACAUUUUGAAUCUCUCGGAAAUGCUUGUGGUGUUUAAUUUAAUAGGACAUGGUCGUAUGGAAUAUCUUUUUAUUUUGUGAAAA
Messenger RNA from Eutrema salsugineum, 547 nucleotides. RefSeq names its product 60S ribosomal protein L36a. The transcript is spliced from 4 exons. Bases 87 to 404 code for a protein of 105 amino acids. Lineage: Eukaryota; Viridiplantae; Streptophyta; Magnoliopsida; Brassicales; Brassicaceae. Gene Ontology annotation, molecular function: structural constituent of ribosome. Gene Ontology annotation, cellular component: ribosome; cytosolic large ribosomal subunit. The record is from RefSeq and is a predicted model, not a curated record. Gene Ontology annotation, biological process: translation.